AUGGUCCGUUUCGCGACUCCGCUUCUGGCCCUCACGGCCCUCUCGGCCACCGCGCUCGCGACCACCACUUGCAGCACCAGCAGCCAAUGUCCCGAGGAUAAGCCUUGCUGCUCACAAUAUGGCGAGUGUGGCACUGGCGCAUACUGCCUCGGUGGUUGCGACAUCCAAUCCUCGUUCUCCAUCGACUCGUGUGCCCCCAUGCCCGUCUGCGAGGACAAGUCCUAUACUUGGGACAACCUCGACAACACCAUUCUGAACACCAAGUACCUCGGCGACGCCUCCGAGGCCGAUUGGACCUACAGCGGCUACCCCAAGAUUGAUGAUGGGAGCCUCCUCAUGACCAUGCCCAAGAACAGCGUCGGCACCUUGUUCGCCAACAACCACUACAUCUGGUACGGCAAGAUCUCCGGCAAGAUUAAGAGCAGCCGUGGCGCCGGUGUCGUCACCGCGUUCAUUCUGCUGUCCGACGUCAAGGACGAGAUCGACUACGAGUUCGUCGGUGCCGACCUAAGCAACGUUCAGACCAACUACUACUGGCAGGGUGUCCUCGAUUGGCACAACAGCGCCAACGCCUCCAUCGACGGCGGCGACUCCUUCGACGACUGGCACACCUAUGAGAUUGACUGGCAGCCCGACCAGACGCAGUGGUCCGUGGACGGCGAGGUCAAGCGCACCCUCAAGAAGUCCGACACCUGGAACUCUACCGCCAACCGCUACCAGUACCCGCAAACCCCCGCCCGUCUGCAGAUGUCGAUCUGGCCCGCCGGUCAGGCUAGCAACGCCGAGGGCACCAUCGCCUGGGCUGGUGGUGAGAUUGACUGGGACAGCACCGAUAUCCAGGAGAAGGGCUACUACUACGCGACCAUCGGCCAGGUGGAUGUCACUUGCUACUCAGCUCCGUCCGGCACUUCUCAGACCGGCAACACCUCCUACGUCUACACCUCCUCCUCGGCCAUGGAGGCGGAUGUCGAGAUCACCAGCAACUCGACCGUGCUCGGCUCCCUCGGCGCGACGGGCCUGGACAUGACUCUGGGUGCCAACAGCAGCAGCAGCGCGACCGCCUCCGCCAGCGACAGCGUCCCCAGCAGCAACGGUGGCUCGGGCGGCAUGGCCAGCAGCAACUCUGGCAGCUCCACUACCAGCAGUUCCUCUUCCACCAGCACUGGCUUCAGCCAGGGUAACAGCGGCAGCAGCACCCAGGACAACGGUGCCCCGGCGCAGGGUGAGCGUGUCCUGCGGGGCUCGCUCUUCGCCGUUCUGGUUGCGGUUGUGGUUCUGGUGACGCUGUAA
Penicillium macrosclerotiorum is the source of this 1290-nucleotide messenger RNA. It is a transcript of the gene utr2, whose product is annotated as putative cell wall glucanase (Utr2). The transcript has 2 exons. Gene Ontology annotation, molecular function: hydrolase activity, hydrolyzing O-glycosyl compounds; glycosyltransferase activity. Gene Ontology annotation, biological process: carbohydrate metabolic process; fungal-type cell wall organization. Gene Ontology annotation, cellular component: fungal-type cell wall. The record is from RefSeq and is a predicted model, not a curated record. NCBI's taxonomy places the organism in Eukaryota, Fungi, Ascomycota, Eurotiomycetes, Eurotiales, Aspergillaceae. The coding region runs from base 1 to 1290 and encodes 429 amino acids.